CGGAGACAUCUCGAAGUUCAGACCUUGGUCAUAAUUAUUCAUCAGCCGAGCUCCAUCUGUAGUCCCACCACCAGCUUCCAACGCCCACCCUGCCUCUUACAUACAACCACCACUCCACCUCUGCCUCUUCUGCCUGCCUCCGCAUACAACCACAGUCGUGCGCGGUGCAGCAGAAAGUCCACUCGCGGAGCCAUGACCAUGAUGCAAAGGUUCGCCUCCAGAGCUCCCCGGCGCCUGCUGCUCUCCGCCACCAAGGCCCGAAUCGCCUCACCCCGAGCGCCGUUGCUCGCCCUCUCCGUCCGCGCCCUCUCCACCUCCGCCGUGCGCGCCAUGCCCACGCCAAUUCAACCCGCCGAUGCCUUCCAGCUCCUCCCCGAGGCGCAGAAGCCUGGCGUCGCCGAAGACGCCCUGUACGAGGCCAGCGUCAACGAGAUCGAGGCGUGGUGGGCUUCGCCGCGAUAUGAGGGUAUCAAGCGCCCCUACAGCGCCGCCGACGUCGCCAGCAAGCGCGGCUCGCAGAAGACGCAGUAUCCCAGCUCCGUCAUGGCCACCAAGUUCUUCAACCUCAUCCGUGAGCGCGAGGCCAACGGCGAGCCCAUCCACACCAUGGGCGCCAUCGAUCCCGUCCAGAUGACCCAGCAGGCCCCUCACCAGGAGGUCCUCUACAUUUCCGGCUGGGCCUGCUCCUCGCUGCUCACCAGCACCAACGAGGUCUCCCCCGACUUUGGCGACUACCCCUACAACACCGUCCCCAACCAGGUGCAGCGCCUGUCCAAGGCCCAGUCCAUGCACGACCGCAAGCAGUGGGACCUGCGCCGCAAGAUGACGCCCGAGAAGCGCGCCGAAACUCCCUACGUCGACUACCUACGCCCCAUCAUCGCCGACGGAGACACUGGCCACGGCGGCCUUUCGGCCGUCCUUAAGCUCGCCAAGCUCUUUGCCGAGAACGGCGCCGCGGCCGUCCACUUCGAGGACCAGCUCCACGGCGGCAAGAAGUGCGGCCAUCUCGCUGGCAAGGUGCUCGUGCCCGUCGGCGAGCACAUCAACCGCCUCGUGGCCGCCCGCUUCCAGUGGGACGUCAUGGGCUGCGAGAACCUCGUCAUCGCCCGCACCGACUCCGAGUCCGGCAAGCUGCUGUCCUCGGCCAUCGACGUGCGCGACCACGAGUUCAUCCUGGGCGUCUCAGACUCCACCAUCGAGCCCCUCGCCGAGACCAUCCAGGCCAUGGAGGCCAAGGGCGCCGUCGGCAGCGAGAUUGACGCCUUCGAGGCCAACUGGGUCAAGAGCACCAACCUCGUCACCUUUGACGAAGCCGCCGUCGCACACAUGCAGAGCGAGGGCGUCGCCCAGUCACAGAUCGACGAGUACCUCGCCGCCACGGCCAAGGACCGCGACAUGGGCAUCUCCCGCCGCCGCGCCCUUGCAUCGCAGUACACCAAGACGCCCGUCUACUUCAGCUGGGAUGUCCCGCGCACGCGCGAGGGCUUCUACCACUACCGAGCCGGCAUGGACGCCGCUACAAAGCGCGCCCUCGCCUUUGGCCCCUACGCCGACCUGCUGUGGGUCGAGACGGGCGACCCCAACGUCGAGGUGGCCACCAAGCUGGGCCGCGAGGUCCGCAGCGUGUUCCCCGGAAAGGGCCUCGUCUACAACCUGUCGCCGUCGUUCAACUGGAUGGCGCACGGCUUCACCGACGAGACGCUCAAGUCGUUCAUCUGGGACAUUGCCCGUGAGGGUUUCGUCCUGCAGCUCAUCUCCCUGGCGGGCCUGCAUUCCAACGCGACCAUCACCACCGAGCUAGCGCGCGACUUCAAGACGGAGGGCAUGAAGGCCUACGUCGACCUCGUGCAACGUCGCGAAAAGGACCUCAAGUGCGACGUCCUGACGCACCAGGCAUGGAGCGGUGCCAGCUACAUCGACGGCAUCCUGGGCGCCAUUCAGAGUGGCAGCUCCAGCAGCAAGAGCAUGGGUGAGGGUAACACUGAGGGACAGUUUCAUUAGAGCUAGUUGCAUGUGAAAAUGAAAUGAAUGAGAUGGAAAUGCAUGGGCUGGAGUUUGGGG
Molecule: messenger RNA, 2061 nt
Organism: Ilyonectria robusta
Lineage: Eukaryota; Fungi; Ascomycota; Sordariomycetes; Hypocreales; Nectriaceae
Product: isocitrate lyase
Exons: 2
Coding region: 193-2001 (602 amino acids)
Cellular component (GO): mitochondrial matrix
Molecular function (GO): isocitrate lyase activity; methylisocitrate lyase activity
Source: RefSeq, a predicted model, not a curated record